AUGGCUGAUAGCACAACUCUGCAUAUGGUGUUACUAGACUUCUACUUCCGGCCGCCGCGAGCCCGAGACUUUUUCCCGCCAAGACGCGGACUUCCGCCCCUUCGGCCCGGGUCCGCGUGGGACUGCGCAUGCGCGGCGCCGCUUCCGAAUUCGCAGGGCUGCUGCGGGGGCCGCGCCCGGGCGGACAUGGAGGGCAGCUUGCUGCGCCUGUGCCCGCUGCUCCUGCCCCAGAACCGGGAGAAGACCAUCUACGAGGGGUUCAUCUCUGCACAGGGAAGAGACUUCCACCUCAAAAUCAUGUUGCCUGAAGAUUUGCAGGUGAAGAAGGCAAGAUUGCUCUGUAGUUGGCAGCUGAGAACAAUACUAAAUGGAUACCAUCAAAUAAUAGAACAGAGAAUGCAGCACUCUCCUGAUCUGACAAGCUUUAUGAUGGAGUUGAAGAUGAUUUUGGAAGUUGCUUUAAAGAAUAAGCAAGAGAUGCACAGGCCACCUCCUCCACAAUUCUACUCACGCCUCGUUGAAGAGCUGGGAACACUCGGCUGGGACAAACUCGUGUAUGUGGAUCCUUCCUUCUGCACCAUCAAGUUAACCGCCAAAGAUGCGUCUGGUAGGGAGCAUCACAUCACCCUCAAGUUGACGGCGAAGUAUCCAGAAGAAGCACCAGAUUGUUUGGUGGAUUUUCCAGUUCCAUUUCCUGUGUCUUGGACACCACAGAGCUCCUUAGAAAGCAUUCACAGUCAGUUUUUAGCAGCCUUGGACUCACUGAAGGCAUUCUGGGAUGCUAUGGAUGAAAUCGAUGAGAAGACCUGGGUCCUUGAGCCAGAGAAUCCCACCCGGAGCGCCACAGCACGCAGGAUUGCACUAGGGAAUAAUGCGUCAGUAAAUAUAGACGUUGACCCCAGGCACCCCACCAUGCCUCCCGAGUGUUACUUUCUAGGAGCUGACCAUGUGAUAAAACCCCUGGGAAUUAAGCUAAGCAAGAAUAUACAUUUGUGGGAUCCAGAAAAUACUCCGUUACAAAACUUGAAAGACGUUUUAGAAAUUGAUUUUCCAGCUCGCAGUAUCCUGGAAAAAUCCGAUUUUACUAUGGAUUGUGGAAUCUGCUAUGCUUUCCAACUCGAUGGUGCAAUUCCUGACCAAGUGUGUGAUAAUCCCCAGUGUGGACAACCUUUCCAUCAGAUAUGCUUAUACGAGUGGUUGAGAGGACUGCUGACCAGUAGACAGAGCUUCAACAUCAUAUUUGGUGAAUGUCCGUAUUGUAGUAAGCCAAUUACAUUGAAAAUGGCUGGGAGGAAACCCUGA
This is a messenger RNA of Elephantulus edwardii (Cape elephant shrew), 1302 nucleotides long. Its product is annotated as E3 ubiquitin-protein ligase FANCL-like. The record is from RefSeq and is a predicted model, not a curated record. The transcript has 15 exons. Lineage: Eukaryota; Metazoa; Chordata; Mammalia; Macroscelidea; Macroscelididae. Gene Ontology annotation, biological process: interstrand cross-link repair; protein monoubiquitination. Gene Ontology annotation, cellular component: nucleus; Fanconi anaemia nuclear complex. The coding region runs from base 1 to 1302 and encodes 433 amino acids. Gene Ontology annotation, molecular function: ubiquitin protein ligase activity.